AUAUCAAAUAAUUACAUAAUAUAUAUUUGAAAUGAUAAAAAUUGGACUAAUUGGGUUGGUCGAGAUUGAACCAUUGAAUAACUUUAAAAUACAUUAUAUUUUAGCCACUAUGAUAUAACAUAAUAGCAUAAUUUAUAUUAUGUUAGAGAAAACAACUUGUUUUAGAAUGGCAAACCCAUGAUGUUCAUUUGUUUUACCUGAUGGCCAAAUCACGUGUAGGUCAGACCAUUCAACUCUUUUAUUUUAUGGUUAGCGGUUAGCCCAUUAGAAUCCAUGCAUUAGUUUAUUGUUAAAUUUUUUCUUUUUAGCAAUAAAAAGGAGCAUUGUUUUUGCCUUUUCAUAUAUAUAUUUUACCACCACCGAGAAAUAAAAGGGCUUAAAGAAAAAAAUUGACACUCCUAGACCCGUUUAAAUCUGCAUAUGUACGGUAAGUUGGCCCGUUCCACAGAGGAAAGAGAAACAAAUUGACACUCCCUAUUCAACCCUUCCUACAAACGCUCAUGGAGCAGGGAAUUUGAAAUGAGGGAAGAGUUUUUUUCCCUCUGCUAUUAUAUGUUUUUAGUUUGAAAAGAUACAACUAAUGUACUUAAUGUGAUUGGUUAUGCUCCUUUAUUUUUUUUAAAGUGGUCAUCGUUCGAAUCCCAGUCCAUUUCUUUUUAAUGAAUAAUAAAAGAAGUAAUUGUGAAGACCAAAAUGUCCUUCCUACUUUCACUCUCGUUGCAGAAAAUUUGAAAUGGAGCAACAGUUUUCCCCUGCCUACUAUUAUAUACUCGCAUGGAGCCCCUGCCAGUUGGCCCGAGGAGGUGAAUUAUGAAAUUUUGAAAAUGCAAUUGGGUCUAUAGAUUAUUGUUGUAUAGUUUUUUUUGGAAACACGUUAUAAAGAUAGUGAAUUUUAGCAAAAAAGAGGCAUGAAUGAUGCGAUCAAAAAUAAGUCUAAUGAACCAAGUUCGAGUACCUGUUACAUUGCUAAACAGUAUUAUUUCUGGUAAUAUGAGGAGGUGGAGUAAGUUGAUAGAAACCAAACUCUAGAAACCGAAUAAAAAAUCGCCUAUCCCUCUAGUCUUUGAGAAUGAGCAUCUCACAAUCGUUGCUAGCUUUUACUUGGCACGUUGGCCGAUUAAUUUUCUUUAUAAAACUUUCAUCUUGUCGUCAAAGUUAUUAAUUCGAAUGGAACAAUCCAUUCAUCAACUCAUGGAAAGGGUUAAAUGGUUAACCUACGAUCCAACUCGCUAAGCCUAGUUUUUCUAAUUUGAAACUUAUAUCAUGCUAUUAUUUUAUAUCUUAGUGGCUAAAAUAUAAUGUAUUUCAAGUUAUUAAAUGUUUAAACCUCGGCCAACUUGAUUAGUCCAAUUUUUAUCAUUUGAAAUAUAUAUUAUGUAAUUAUUUGAUAUCAUUAUGAUUAAAUUAUAGUUUUUAUAUGGAAGCGUUUGGUAUUUGUUAGUAAAAAACUAAACAGAAAGAUGCAUUUGGUUAUUUUUAAUAUUAAAACAAUCCUAAAUAUUUUCAUUUUUCUGUCGACUUUCUAUGGUUUUUUCCCGAAGUAGUGAUGCGCAACUGGCGAAUUGCAGUCUUCUUUUUUCUUUCACUAUUUUUUAUUUUCAAAUAGAAAGUAUGACCGUAAAGAAUAAUUGGAGUUUGGCAGAGGGUCGGUCAAACAGGCUGAAUUUAAAGUUUUGACAUGUUUUGAUCAAGGCUAAUUUAUAAUCACAUGGUUCCCUGACACCCGAUAAAAAUCUUAAUCCAAACCAGUUCGGGAGCUGAGUCUGUGUUUACCACCAUUUUCUAGGAAUACAGAAACGACGGUUCUUAUCCCAAAUUGUGUUGUUCGUUUUUAAUUUCUUUAGAUUUUAUCAUGGCAUGGGAAAAACCAGAAGUACAAUGAAUGCACCAAACCCAGAAUCGCCGGGAAGGAGGGUGGAAAUCGCAAACACAGAGGAUGGAUCUCCCGACCCAAUCUCCUUCACGCUUCCCCGACCAGAUCUGCUCAUCGGCGGGAGAGAAACAAAGAUAGAGGGGGUAUGGAAACAACUUCCAAUCGGGUUGAGAAGUGGAUGAAUCAUCACCAAAACGGGAAGAAACACAAACUUCACAUGAAUCAGUGUAGAAGAUCGGUACAGGCGGUGAGUUCGUUGUAAAUCACUAGUCCAUCCACAGUUGGCUUGUAGAUGAGAAGGGUAGAUGCGGCGGGAGAGUAGGCGAUCAGUCCGGCCUUAGGUAUCAUGGAGCGAGAGCUGGAGUGGGAGCGAGAACGCGAGAGCGUCUAUUUCAGAAGAACUUAAAGUUGAGAGCGUCAUUAUUAAAUUAUAUAUAAUUAUAUAUACUUAUUAUAUAUAUAUAUAUAUAUAUAUAUAUAUAUAAUUGACAAUUAAUAUACCAAAUAUCAUUUUUUUAUAUUAAAAAUAUAUAAAUCAUAAAGUAUUAAUGGAUAAAGGAUUAAUAAUAUGGAAAAGGGUAUAUUUUCACAAUAUUUGCCUUUAGAUUGUAUUAAUCCUUCCUUCCAUUUUUCCGUCAAAAAUUAAACUUGAGAGCAAAUGACAAAAUUAGAGUUACAUCCAAUAUACUAAUAGACUCGAUCAAAGUAAUGAGGCACAAAAUUAGACACUCCUUAUCUACAGGUUCCAGUAGUUUGAAUAGUGAAUCGACCUUAACUUUAGUAAAUCAAUCAAUGAUUCCUCGUUUUAACAUAAACAUAGGUUGUGGUAUUUGCAACAACCAUAACAACUAAUGAUCCAAUAGUUUCCACUCUCUGUUGUACAACCAACUUUUAUUCCCUCCAUCUUCAAUCUCUCGACGUAUAUGUUUUAAACCAAAAUUCAAUUUAUAAUCUUCCUUCUGCAACUCCAUUUAUGCUACUUUGAUUGACCUUCUCUCCAUGAACCUGAAUUUCCCUUUCAAUUGAGUUUCUUGUCAACUGAUCUCCAACUCCUCAAUCAUCUUUCUUGUAUUUGACCAACUCAUCUUCCUAAGGACAGUUUUAAUAAGCUCGUAAAACCCACACUCAUCUUCAAUUCCAUCAAUAUAAUUCUAUAUUAUAUGUAUCUUUUUGAAAUCAAACCCAAGAGGACGUUUGCUACAAAGAGGAAGAGAUGAGGUAAUUAUUUUUUUUUCAUAUAAAGAUGAUAUAAGUUUAUUUUUAAUGUUAGGUGCUUUUUAUGAUAUUUGGACUUGAAACCUCCAUAUUAGUUCAAAAACUUGUUCACGAAGAGAUGAGAUAGUUUAGAUUAUGCAUUUUAAACUUUGACCUCCCAAUUCCAAUUUAUAAAAGAAAAGAAAACACUAAUGGUGGCAAGUAAGAACAUUAAGUCAACCAAAGACAUUUUGGAAAGAGCUGAAUGCACAGUUGUUUAACGGGCAAAAGUGGCCGGAGGAUGAGAUAAUAACCCGAGCUUUAACAAUUCUUGAAGAGUACCAGCACAACCAGCGGAGUAAUAUGGCGGAGGACAGUUUGCAGUCGGAGGAAGCUUCGAGAAGACCGAUAGAAGGCUGGAUUAAAGUUAACACAGAUGCAGGCUUGAUAGCGCAUGAGGGAGCGGGUUUGGGAGCAGUUAUACGUGACCAUAGGGCCAUUUCAUAGCAGCAGCGGCAAAGAAAGUGCGCGGGGUAGUUGGUGUCGAAAUGGCAGAAGCUCUCGCGGCAGAAAUGGGUGCCCAACUUGCCCGCCAGCUAGAGCUGCCACGGCCAAUACUUGAAGUCGACUGUUUGUCAUUGAUCGAGAAGUUUCUGAAGGCGGAAGCAAUCCAUUCUGAGAUUGGUAUAAUAUGUCGACGUACGGUAAGAUUCCUUGAGGAUAAUGGGUUGGAUGUGGCACAUAUACGUCAUGUAAGGAGGCAAGCAAACAACGCAACACAUGUCAUGGCACAUAGUGAGACACACUGGGAUUGUCGGGAGGUUUGGUUAGAUAGACCACCAGUGUUUCUUAUCGACCAGCUCCAGCUGGACAAUGUAACCUCUCCGAUUUAAGCAAUGAAAUUACAGGUUACACGUAAAAAAAAAUGUCUACCAAAGACAUUUAAUAGUAUAUUAUAAGAUAAUUCUCACCAAAAAAUAUAUUAUAAAAUAAUUACAUGAAUAGGGUUUCUUUUGUUCUAUGGACGGAAUUAUAUUCCUCCCUUUCAAGGUCGCCUUCUUAUUAUUCCUCCACAAAUUAUCUUGACAGUCUUUGAUCAAGGCGAGAUUAAACCAUAGCAUAUUAACCUCGAAUAAUCAGUAGUGAUCAUUGCUUUUCUCGUUUCUCAUUUAGUUUAAUGCAUUAUCUUUCAAGUAAUUUUCAUAGUGUGAUGUACUAAUUGAUGAAUAAGUGGCAUCGUACUGCUGGCUGGUCAUAACUUUAAUGAAACACUUGGGCCAGCCGGCCAUGAGCACUGAGAAACUUUAAGCUACUAACUAAUUAAAGGUAGUUGGACGUUAAUGAUGGUUACCGCCAUUAGAUUUGAAACCGAUUUGGCCCUUAAUUAGCUUGUCGUUGCACGUUUGGUCAUAGAGGAAGCAAAUCGAGAUCGGUGGACAAAAAGAUAGCAAGACUAGAAGAAUCAAACAACUUUUGCACAAUCUUGGAUUGGAAAUAAGUAACUUGAAAAGUUGGUUACUUUUCCUUUAAUCUCCUUAAAAGAAGCGAACUGACUAAGCCAAAGGACAAAGUGGUUUGUCAACCCAGUUUCUUUUACUUUCCUCGUUAAUUAUGAACCCUUUUUCUUUCUUUUUUCCUCUUUCAAUGAUAUGGUAGAAUUCGAAAGGUUAGGCGGGGGUUGUCAUGCAUAAUUUGCCAUACCAAGUAGCUUUUGUAUGUGAUUUGCAUAAGAAUUUGGAAAUUUGUGAAAGGAAUUCUACAUAGUUUCAUUGGCGUUUCAAUUUUGUGCUAAUCAACCAAAUGGUUAUAGUUAAAUGUGCAUUGUAGGUUUUUUGUUUGCAUCAAAAUGUGGAUUAUAUUCUUCGUAGAUCGAAUGUGUUGGGCCAUGCACAUAAAGUUUGAAUCAUAAGAACUCAACUAGAGCCCAAACUAGGAUAGGCUCAAAGAGAGUUAAAACCGAGGAUCAAAGCCUACCUCUAAUCUAUGUAAAAACUACUAAUCCUUCAAGCUAAGGGACUUCCUUCCCAUCCCAUUAUUAGCACAUGGUUCUCUCUCUAAAAUCGUUCUCUCUCUAUAUAUACACUUUUCUUACAUUUAUUCAUAAACCAUCACUAACUUGGGAGUCAGAGUGAUCGCCUGAACUGACAUUACCUGUUCACAGGUGCUUCUGUAUCCGAAGAGAUCGAACAAGGGCACGAGAUCAGAGCCCACCAUCCUCAAGCGCUAUUUUAAGAUAGGCAAAAGUUCCUUGGCAUAAACAAGGGUCAAUACCUUAAAUUGGCUUAAACUUUACACAAACAUACUAGGCAAAAGUUCCUAGUGGAUUAUGAAAUACCCAUUUUGGCCUAUACUAUACACCAUCUAUAUUAAUUUCGCAGAACCCUUAGCUUGAUCGUCAAGGUGGACGUUCAACGUGCCAUAUCACCAUAAACACAAUAAAAAUGUUAAAAAUUA
Linum trigynum is the source of this 5521-nucleotide messenger RNA. Lineage: Eukaryota; Viridiplantae; Streptophyta; Magnoliopsida; Malpighiales; Linaceae. The record is from the annotation of a GenBank genome assembly.